AUGAAGUCGAUGUUAUCGCAAAGUGUAUCGAUUGAAGAAAGUGACGACGAAGUAUUAGACAUGCUAUUGGAUGAAGCGAUACCAACAGACACCGUCUUCCCAAUGUCAGUCACUGAUACCAUUGCUCAACAGGCCGUUUAUCCAGAGGCUCAUCCCGUACCACCACCAAACAAUAAUGAGAAUGAUGGGGAAGCAGUGAUACAUGGCAACAGUAGAUGUGAUCCUGGUAACAAAAUAAUUUUUCCUUUUCCCGAUGAAAAAUUUUUUCUGCUGUAUUGCUACGCACACGGGAUAAUGAGACCCAAGGUAAGGGAUAGAUUGAAUUGCUUGUAUUAAUAUUGACUUCUUUUUUCGCGUUUUCUAAAUCACGCACAAAAUUGCACCAAAAACACUAAUGUCACACAUUAAUUUGAGGUAUGAGUCUCUUUGGCUUUAUGGUAAACGCCCAAUAUAACUAUUAUUAUAAUGUUAUAAAUGGCAAAAAUUACUGCAAUUUAAUUGGUCAAGAUUGAAAUUAUUGGUUAAUUGCCACUCUCCAGAAAAAAAAGGAACAUGGCGGCUCAACUGUAUUAAAUACAACGUAUAAUAUGUACAAUCGCAACGAAAGAAAACCUUUGACCGGGUCAUUUACAUGGGCGUACCGGGGGGGGGGGCGUGCGGCAGCCCCCCCAGUUUGUUGGGCAGUCGGGCAAUAUUCACCCAACAGUCGGGCAAUUUUGGUUUAUUAUAAAAAUAAGUGGGACAAAUUCUGUCAGUUUUGUGGGAAAUUCUGUCAAUUUUGUGGUCAAUUUUGUGAUGUUUGGAAAAUUUGUGAGAUGUUCCGAAAAAUUUUGGGUUAUUUCGGUUAUUUCCGCCCCCCAAAAUUUUUCCUUCCAGUACGCCCAUAGUCAUUUAAGUAGUAUUAAUGAUGUUCGCCUGUACAGGGGCUUAAGUAUUUUUUAUACAGAUACACGUUGUACUGCAUAAAAACAAUUCCAAAUCAUUUAUAUGUUGGGUUUUUCCAUUUUCAGUCGAGAGUCGAUUUGGAAUUCCUGUGGAUGUUACUGGAUCGUCUAGGAGUUUCAACGCCAUCUCUCGAUUCCAUUUUAUCAUUUCAAAUAGAUGGAUUAGAAAACAUGCUACCAGUAAAAAAGGUAUUUAUAGCUAGUGAACAGUGAGAAUUCUAAGCCGUAGACACGGAGGAUUCGCGAAUGUCGUAUUAUGUCGUAUGUAAAUGUCGGGGUUACAUUACAACUACUGUAGUACCCUGCUCACAGGCUCUAUACUCUGGCUGACAACGGCCUGUGAGCAGGCUACAACUGUGGUAAUAGCAUAGUUGCCCGGGUUUCUUUUGUUUCAACAGGGACGUUUAAUCACGUAUCGCCCGCUGUAGCGGGCGAUUAGUUCUAAUCGCCCGCUAGAGCGGGCGAUUAGAACUAAUCGCCCGUUACCAAGGGUCACACCUUUGUCUCCCUGACGACUACGCAUUAGGCAAGUGCCUCACGCACAUAAUCGUGCAAGGAACAGCAACAGUUAGCUCAGAGCCGUCAAUAGUCUAUCAUCCGAUCCCUGAGUUGCCGCAUCAUUUAAAUUACGCACGUGCAGUCUCCAAAUUUAUACUAAUAUAUUUAGCGUGUUUGUUGUGGUACGUUAAAUGAUAGAUUGCGCAUGCGUAACCGAUUAAAGCGUAAAAAGUGCGCAUGUGCAACAAGCUUUUACAUCCCACAAGCAAUGAAGCAAAUGUUUUAGCUUAAAUACGCUGAUUCCAAGUAGGGCAUGUUUGUCCAUUUUUAAAUGGGAGCGAAACUAUGCUAUUACAAACUAAUAGCAUGGCUUUUCGGGAGAUUAGUGAUUAAAUGACCCCUUACCCUCGGCAGGUUUGCGGAAUUCCCUCGGGCUUCGCCCUCGGGAAUUCCGCAAACCUGCCUAGGGUUACGGGGCCAUUUAAUCACUAAUCUCCCUCAAGCCAUGCUAUUACUUAUAAUAACGUCUAGGGCUUCCACAAUUGAAGGAAAUUUCCUUCAAAAAGACCUGUGGGUAGAAUACCCUGUGGCUGUUUCAGGCUAUAACCUGUGGGGGGAGAGGUCAAUAUUAUAAUUGCAUAUACAGUAUUACAAUUUUUCAAAAGUCCUUUGUCUCACUUUUGGCAAAUUCCCUCCCCCAAUAUGAGGGCAGCCCUAUGCAAAUAAGUUUUGAAAGCCCUGGUAACGUCCACUAACAAUAAAACAAUGCCAUGAAAUGAUACAUUAUGCAAUCAGCUUUUAUGUUAUUAAUCAGGCAUAUGGGGAUGGGCAUCCAUUCUACUGGAUUCCACCCUCCAAGCAUAUAAAAAUGCAAUUGGCCACUCCACAUGUUGCUGAACAACUCAUCCGAUACCCCAAACUGACAGAAAACAAAAUCCAAGAGAUGUGUCAAGUAAGUAUUUUUUUUAUGCCUGCUGCCCUGAAUCCUCAAUGCAACCUGUACUAUCUUUACUAUACCGUAGGGCAGAAAAUGGCAUGUUUGCAACCAUUUUCAGACAUCUUCUGCAACCGUCAAUGGCCAAACUGUGUUUGUGGGAGACGUUGUUGGGUUUUAUGGACGAGACAACAGCAAGGCUUAUGGAAAAGUUCAGAAAUUUUUUGCAAAGGUAAACGUACAGUAUAUCACAAAUGCUUGCCUAUUUCAAGAAUACAUUGCACAAAUUAUGGAUACGAAUUUAAAAUUGUAUGUUAUCAAUCUUUCAGGAGGUGAAUAACUGUCUUGAGUUCAUGUGUGAGAUUCUAAAAGUUUAUGUUCAUCACCACAUGGUCACAGAUUAUUUGGUUAUUUCGGAAGACCUCGAUGUGCUUAAAAUCAAUGAAAUUGACGAGAUAUGUGAAACUCCCCUGGCGUACAAGGAUGUCAAUGGUGUUAGAAGUACAGUAUGUACGAUGCUAGGUAAGUCUGAGAUGGUAUUCAUUAAAGUAGCUACUGUAAUCUGAGUUCUGAAUCUUAUUUAAUUUAGGAAAUAAUUUUCCACUCCACUGCACAUCCGGUGAAAACAGCAGCAAAUGGAAGGCAGACAUUGACUCUUCCACUGGUCAUCUUCCUCGACGAAACUAGUGGGAACAGGACAAAGAAAUGGAACAAACUGGAAACAUAUUCCUUUUUUCUUGCAAGUCUGCCUAGAGAAGAAGUUACCAAAUUUAGUAACAUAAACUUUGUUUGUGUUUCAAAUUUGUUAGACUCUGAAACUCUGGGCAAAGUUAUUGCAGAAGAUCUGUUAGGUUUACACUCAUAUGGUAUUGAAGAUAGUUUUAGUCUAUAGUAUACAUAGAAACGUUUUUACCUACUUAAAAUGCUGUGAUAUACAGCCAAGCUAAGUUUGUCUGUUAUGUAAUGUGCAUAUACAUGUUUUCCCCUUACAACUUGAGACCGGAAUGGUAAUGUAUGACUCAUUUACUCAAGCAGACAUUUUUGUCCAGUACCCAAUCCUCUGUGUCUCAUGUGACAAUCCAAAGGCAUCAGAAAUUUGCCAUCAUCUCGGCAGUACAGCACGGCAUUUCUGUUGGGAUUGUGAUUUAAGUUUUGACUCUGCAUUUUGCUAUUUUUAGGAUGUUUUGAAUUCAAUUAAAUAGCACCUGUUGCAAUCACCAUCUAUAUGCUCCAGGAAUCUAAGUUGGCAGUCAAGUCUUAUACUAAUUAUAUUUUAAUUGUGCAGGCAACAUCUGAAAAUGCCUUUCAACUGGGUCAACCAAUGACAGACAUAGUCGUAAAAAGUACUGUGGGACAGAUAAACAAUUGCAGGUACUAGCUAUAGUUCAUUCCAUUAUACAAAUUAAAUGUACAGUACAUCUAUUAAUACUUACUACUUCAAUUCGAAUUUCUGGUUUUCAAUGUCUGGACAAAACCAAUGUAAUAUCACUUUUGUCUAAACACUAAUGGACAAUAUAAUGUUAAUCUGAUGCAACAUGGAAUAAUUUGCAAUGACAAUUUGGCAUUGCUUACAACUAAAAUUAUUUCUGUCAUAUUUGUAGAUCUGAAAGGGCAAAAAUUAUGCUACGAAGAGAUACUGGUGUGUCGGAACGUGGGGGGCAGUUUGAUAUACUGAAGACGUUCGAGGCAUGCAAGUAAGAUUGUUCUUUCAAAAAUUUUAUUAUUGAAUGAUUGAAGUAAAUCAUUGCCAUGCUGCACAUGUAGAUCUACAGUAAAUAUCCUGGUACCCUUUAAAGGCCAUUAAUGGGGUAUUUUGCAGAGAGUUGAUGAAAUUACACUUACCAUGAAAUUGACUGAACUGUGGAAAUUUUUGCAGGCAGACACCAAUUGAGAUUCUCCAUACAACACUGCUUGGCUGUGAAAAAUACCUUUUGGCCAAGACCAUGAAAACCCUUUCACCUGCAAAUAAAAAGAAAGUCUCUGCACACAGUUGGGCACAAGUUGCUGUAUUUGUCCUGGUUGACAUUGUACCGAGUGAUGAAUUGGAAGUGUGGGUUCAUCUGAGCAAUGUAUGACUUUACCUAAGAUGUUAAUCAGUGGCAUUACGACUAGGAUCAGUUAACUUUAUAACAAUGUACUGAUAUUUAAUCUAUGUAAUUUGCAGGUAUUUUCUAUCGCCUAUUGUUCAGAAGUGAACCUAAAUGACCGUGAAAAAGUUAAUGAUGUUGUAUCUCAGUUCAUCAACUCACUGCUUGAUAUCCAUCCGGAAUUUCGCAGAAAACCCAAAAUUCAUAUGCUUCUACAUAUGUUUGACCAUAUGGUAGAGUUUGGUCCAGCAAUUGGGUUUUCCACUGAAAGGUGACUUCAAAUUGCUUCAUCUAUAUUUACAAGGUAACAGGGCAACAUAGAUUAUGUUUUUUUAUUAUUUAUUACCUUUCAAUUUGUUUUACUCUAGAUUUGAAGCUUUCAAUUCAGUGAUACGGCAAAUGAAUAUUUAUUCUAACCGACAAGCUUGCAGCAAAGAUAUUGCCCAGACGUUUGCCAAACACAAACUUCUUCAAUUCAUUUUGAAUGGUGGUUGUUGGGGCAAAGGGUAUAGGUAAUAUAUUAAAGUAGAAUUUACAGAAGUGAACAAAAUUAAUUAAAAAAUAAAAUUGUCACAUAGUCAAAAAUUUUGAGCCUGCACAGUAAAUACAAGAUUGAAUGAACAAUGCUUUGCUGCAUGCAUACCCACAUUGUUCAUAUAAGUUGUCACAAUUAUAUUAUAAACAAUGUUGUUUUCAAGCCUGAACCAGGUGUAACAAUGCUGAAAAAAAUUGUUGAUAAAUAUGGACAACGUGGGCAGCACAAAUUUGUUCAAUCCUGAUUUUAUAAACAAUACAAUUUGACAAUUUUGGCUAACAAACUAAUAUACUUACAGGCAAAGUGCAUCUGAACACUUACAGCAACUCGGCAGGAACAACAAACUGGUGAAGUUCAUGUAUGAAGAUUGUGUUAAAACAAACAGUGAUAGAGAGAUUUACCAACCUGGAUCACCUAGACUGGUAUGAAUUAAUAUUAGAUAGAUUUAAAAUAUUGUGUAGUAUUACCCAUUAAAAAUCAAUUGACUCGACAGGUAAUGAACAUGUAGCAAUAUUACAGUAUACCACCCACACAUACCUACGGUUUACUAUUAUAUUGUUAGGGGAAAUAUGCAAAUGGUCGUCUGCAAACGUUUGAAGUUGGCUCGUUGUUAUUGAAAGCUGCUAUUGAGAGAGACAUGGCUGGCAGUCUAGAGGAAAAAUGCCAUUAUUAUCAGGGCUGCAUCUCCAGUAAUAAAGAGCUGAUAUGA
This is a messenger RNA of Paramuricea clavata, 5707 nucleotides long. The record is from the annotation of a GenBank genome assembly. NCBI's taxonomy places the organism in Eukaryota, Metazoa, Cnidaria, Anthozoa, Malacalcyonacea, Plexauridae.